Micromonas commoda is the source of this 1488-nucleotide messenger RNA. RefSeq lists its product with no specific name. Gene Ontology annotation, biological process: proteolysis. Lineage: Eukaryota; Viridiplantae; Chlorophyta; Mamiellophyceae; Mamiellales; Mamiellaceae. Gene Ontology annotation, molecular function: zinc ion binding; aminopeptidase activity. The record is from RefSeq and is a predicted model, not a curated record. Bases 1 to 1488 code for a protein of 495 amino acids. The transcript has 4 exons.
AUGGCGCCGGGAGGUGGGACACCCCCGCAGGAGGCGGUGGAUGCCGUCGCCUACUUCAACGAGGCGUGGACGCCUUACCACGCCGUGCUGGCCACGUGCAGGCGCCUCAUCGACGCCGGAUACGAGAUCAACGAGCGCGACGCGUGGACGCUGAAGCCCGGCGGCAAGUACUUCUUCACCCGCAACAUGUCCGCGGUGUGCGCCUUCGCCGUGGGCGGUUCCCACGUACCCGGAUCCGGCUUCGUCGUCGUCGGCGCGCACACAGACUCGCCGUGCCCCAAGCUGAAGCCCAACACCAAGGCGAGCUCGGAGAGGUUCCUGCAGGUCAGGACGCAGAACUACGGCGGCGGGUUGUGGUACACGUGGUUCGACCGCGACCUCGGCGUCGCCGGACGCGUCGUCGUCAAGCGCGCGGGCGUCGACGAGAAGGCGCGACACGCGCUCGUCAAGAUCGAUCGACCCGUCAUGCGCAUCCCGUCGCUCGCGAUACACCUCAACCGCGAGAUGAACAACGGGUUCGCGGUCAACUUCCAGCAGCACAUGGUACCGAUCAUCGCCAACGCCGCGGAGGCUGCGCUCGGUGUCGGAUCCGUCGACGCCCCCGAACCCAAGAGGGCCAAGGCGUCCGACGAAGGAGCCUCCGAGAAGAACGCCGGUCGCCACCACCCGGCGCUCCUGGAGCUCGUCGCCGAGGCGGCCGGGUGCGACCCGGCCGACGUGUGCGACUUCGACCUGCAGCUCUGCGACGUGCAGCCGAGCACGAUCGGGGGCGCUAAGAACGAGUACAUCUUCAGCGGCAGGCUCGAUAACCUCGCGUCGUGUUACGCGUCCCUCGCCGCCUUGAUCAAGGCGACGAGCGACGACGGAUCUAACCUCGCCGAGGAGACCGGGAUCCGUAUGCUCGUUCACUACGACCACGAGGAGGUGGGCAGCGACUCCGCGCAAGGAGCCGGUUCGUCGAUGACCGAGGACGCCAUGCGACGCGUGUGUCGCGCGCUCGGCGGCGACGACGUCGAGGGCGCGGCGGAGCGUUCGCGACGCAAGUCGUUCAUCGUCUCCGCCGACAUGGCGCACGCGGUGCAUCCGAAUUACGCGGACAAGCACGAGCCCGGGCAUCGCCCGAGGUUCGGCGACGGCGUCGUCAUCAAGCACAACGCCAACCAGCGGUACGCCACCGACGCGGUCACCGCGUGGCUCUUUCGCGAGCUGGGCGAACGCGCGGGCGUCCCCGUGCAGGAAUUCGUGGUUCGUUCCGACUUGGGUUGCGGUUCCACGAUCGGGCCGAUCCUGUCGACGCGGACGGGGAUUCGAACGGUGGACGUGGGUGCGCCGCAGCUGUCGAUGCACAGCGUGAGGGAGAUGUGCGGGUGCGACGACGUGAAGCACUCGGUGGCGCAUUUCACCGCGGUGUACGAGGGUUUCACGAAGCUCGACGAGACGCUCAUGGUGGACGGCGCCGUCGGAAACCUGUGCCGCCCGUGCGACUGA